This is a messenger RNA of Nothoprocta perdicaria, 1654 nucleotides long. RefSeq names its product nitric oxide associated 1 (gene NOA1). Gene Ontology annotation, molecular function: GTP binding. NCBI's taxonomy places the organism in Eukaryota, Metazoa, Chordata, Aves, Tinamiformes, Tinamidae. The coding region runs from base 1 to 1194 and encodes 397 amino acids. The transcript has 8 exons. The record is from RefSeq and is a predicted model, not a curated record.
AUGGCCGCGGCGUGCGCGCGGGCCGGGCUGCGCGGGGCGCCGCUGGCCGCCGUGCGCCUCGUCAGCGCCAAGACGGGCUUUGGCGUGGAGGGGCUGGUGAGCGCGCUGCAGCGCUCGUGGCGCGCCGCCGGCGACGUCUACCUGCUGGGCGCCGCCAACGCCGGCAAGUCGGCGCUCUUCAACGCGCUGCUGCGCUCCGACUACUGCAAGUCGCGCGCGCCCGACGUCGUGCACUGCGCCACCGUGUCGCCAUGGCCAGGAACAACGCUGGGCCUGCUAAAAUUCCCCAUCAUCAACCCUACGUGCGACAGAAUCUUCCGCAGACAGGAGCGUCUGAGGGCAGAGGCAGAAAAAACAGAGGAGCAGCUGAGUGAUGAAGAGCACAAGUACCUGAACCGCCUCAAAAAGGAAGGCUACCUGGUGGGGAGAGUUGGAAGAACCUUUCAGCGGUCGAAGCCCACACCCGUCAUUGACUUCGAUCCUGACCUGCUUUCGUACAGCGUGGAUGAAGACCCUGGCCAUUCCCCGCGGAAGCCGGUGGAAAAGGAGGAAUUCUCGUACAACGAAGUGAAGGAUGCCCGCUGGUGCUUCGACACYCCAGGGAUCAUGAGGGAAAAUUGCCUUUUGAAUUUUCUGACAGACAAGGAAGUAAAGCUGGUUUUGCCCAUGCGGGCCAUCGUUCCACGGACCUUCAUCCUCAAGCCAGAAAUGGUCCUGUUCCUGGCAGCCUUGGCACGUAUAGACUACUUAGAGGGAGAAAAAUCCGCCUGGUUUACCGUCAUGGCCUCGAACCUGUUGCCCGUGCACGUGACCACGCUGAGCCAAGCAGAUGCCGUGUACGAGAAGUACGCGGGCAAGGAGCUGAUGAAGGUCCCCAUGGGCGGGGAGGAGCGGAUGAAGGAGUUCCCCCGGCUUGUGCCCCAGGACAUCACACUGGAAGGGAUCGGUGCAACCGAGGCCGUCGCUGACAUCAAGCUCUCCUCCGCAGGUUGGGUGGCCGUGACGGCCCACGCGCAGCAGAAGCUGCUGCUGAGAGCCCACAUGCCCGAGGGUGCUGCGCUGUCCCUGCGGCAGCCGCCCCUCUUGCCCCACAUCCCCAACAUCAGAGGUGCCCGCAUCCCAGGCACUGCUGCCUACAGGACCAAGAAGCCGCCUUCCCUGGUGGAAAACCUGAAAGCCUCAGGGAACAGAUAGGAACGGGAGCCCGGAGAAGCGGGUGAAAGAGCCUCUGGAGAACCUGGUUGGUGGUGGAUGCUCAGGAAAGCUCUGAGGCCUUCCGAAACACGAGCACCUUGUGGAGAGCAGGCCGGACCCCGCAAGGCCAGGUCUAACUGCUGAACUGUAGCUACCUCGGAUGCGCCAAACAGUUGGUGCCUUGUAGGAGGUGAAAUGUGGCUUCUUGCUGGCAGCAGCAGUGCCAAAGGGUUGCCCUUUUCCCCUCCUCCUCCUCCUGGAAAAGCAGGAUGGAAAUUUUGUUGCCUGCCCCGGCACGUAGAGCAGGGCCUUGCACAUCUGCUGCUGCGGUUAGAAACGGUCUCACCCGGCCCGGCCUCCUGGCUGUCAGCAGCGCCACCAUUUCCRUGUGUCACAGACUGACCUGAGCUCGGCUCCUUCCAGACCUCCAGCGCCUGGGGAGAAUGCGGCGCCGCUCUGG